AUGAUUAAAGUAACAUCACUGCAGAUAUUCGGAACAUUAUGGAUAAAUUUACGCAUCUGGGAGAGUGCAGAUAAAAUUGUCAAAGGAAAUUGUCCAAGUGAUACUAACAUUGACGAAAUAAGCAGUUAUGUCAAUGCUAUAGUUAGUUGGACAGAAGAAUGCGAAAUCAAGUUGAAUAAUUGCAACGACGUAGAGUUUUAA
This is a messenger RNA of Dicrocoelium dendriticum, 201 nucleotides long. NCBI's taxonomy places the organism in Eukaryota, Metazoa, Platyhelminthes, Trematoda, Plagiorchiida, Dicrocoeliidae. The record is from the annotation of a GenBank genome assembly.